UCCUCGUCCCGAGAUGCUCCUGACGACUCCUCGGCGUGGCUCAGGGGCCAGGAGCCCGCGUGCAUCGCUCCCCGCAUCUGACAGCGAAUAUGGUAAAGCUGUAACUGAUGGGGCUGGAAGCUGGGGGCACCGUCCCCAGAACCAUUUCCUCCCGGCGCCUCGGUGGCCCAAAAGGAUCCCGGAGGUAACUGCAAGCGGCCCGCGAGCAGCCCGCGGCCGGCCCUGCCCAAGCGCCAGGCCCUUCGGGUCCAGCCCGGGAUGCCGGCCUCGGGGCGGGAGGCGCGGGUCCGCCGUCGCGCGCGGCCUUUCCUCGGAAGCCUCCGCCGCCCCGCGCUCCUCGCGCUCCGCGAAGGUACCUCAGGUCCCGGGCACUAGGCCCAGCGCGCUCCGGCCUGGGGGCCGGUCAACGCCCCUCAGGCCAUAGGCCUCCACUUCCGCGGCCCGCCCGCCGGAAGUGACGAACCGGAAGCUCCCGCUCCUCUUGGGGGGCGGGGAAAGAAGAUGGCGGCGCCCAGCAGCCGGUGAGGAGAGAGGACGCGGGGACCCCGGGGGGCUGCCGGACUCGUGCGUGAUGGCCGCAUCCCCGCAUACUCUCUCUUCGCGCGUCCUGACAGGCUGGGUAGGAGGAUGUGUCUGGUAUCUAGAAAGGAGAGCCUUGCAGGAGUCACCUCGUAGGUUCCUGCAUCUUCUCAGGAACGUCAAUCAACAGUGGGUUACAUUUCAGCACUUUAACUUCCUCAGGCACAUGUAUGUCACACAACUGAACAGAAGCUUCAACCAGCAAAUAAAACCAAAGCCGGAACCAGUGGCAUCUCCUUUCCUUGAAAAAGCAUCUUUGGAUGAGGCCAAAGCCGAAAUAUACGAGAUGAGACCUCUUUCACCCUCAAGCCUGUCUCUGUCCAGAAAGCCAAAUGAAAAAGAAUCGAUAGAACUAGAACCCACCCCAGUAAUUGAAGGCUCUAUAGCUGUGGGAACAGAGACAAAAGAAGAAAAGCAGUGGAAAGAGAUGAAGCUGUGUGUGGAUGAUUUGCCGGGAAUUUUGGCUCGGCUGUCCAAAAUCAAACUCACAGCCCUCGUGGUCAGCACCACCUCAGCCGGAUUUGCCUUGGCCCCAGCACCUUUUGACUGGCCCUGCUUCCUGCUGACUUUUGUUGGAACUGGCCUGGCUUCCUGCGCUGCCAACUCCAUCAAUCAGUUUUUUGAGGUUCCAUUUGAUUCAAACAUGAACAGGACAAAGAACAGACCUCUGGUUCGUGGACAGAUCAGCCCGUUGCUAGCUGUGUCCUUUGCCGCUUGCUGUGCGGUUCCGGGAGUCGCCCUUCUGACCUGGGGCGUAAACCCACUCACCGGAGCUCUGGGGCUCUUCAACAUUUUCCUGUACACCUGCUGCUACACCCCACUCAAGAGGAUCAGCAUUGCCAACACGUGGGUGGGAGCCAUCGUGGGGGCCAUCCCUCCCCUCAUGGGCUGGACCGCGGCCACGGGCAGCCUGGAUGCUGGAGCCUUUCUUUUGGGAGGAAUCCUCUACUCCUGGCAGUUUCCUCAUUUCAACGCGCUGAGCUGGGGCCUCCGCGAAGACUACUCCCGGGGCGGCUACUGCAUGAUGUCGGUCACCCACCCGGACCUGUGCCGGCGCGUCGCCCUGCGCCACUGCCUGGCCUUGGUCGCAAUGUCCGCCGCGGCCCCCGCCCUGGACGUCACCACGUGGACCUUCCCCGUCAUUGCCCUCCCCAUCAACCUGUACAUUUCCUACCUCGGCUUUCGGUUCUACAGGGACGCAGACCGGAAGAGCUCCCGGAAGCUGUUCUUCUGCAGCCUCUGGCACCUGCCCCUGUUCCUGCUGCUGAUGCUGACCUGCAAGCGGCCGGCUGCGCAGGGCGACGCGGGGGGGCCGCAGAGCUGACGGCAGACCGGCGCGUGGGGAGAAGCAAAACACAUCCAGGGAGACGCACAGGUUUUUUUUUUUUUUUCCCUUUGCUGUUAGGCAAGGAUAUUUUGGUAAUUCCAAAGCACCAGGAGAGAAGUCGCUGCGUUGAGAACGAGAUUGUAAACUAAUUUGGUGCUCGGUGAUCACUCGACAACUCUUUCCACGGUGAUAUCCAAAAUGCUCCCCAAAUAAGAACUGGGUUGGCUCCGCAGGUUUACGUAAGGAGAGCAUUCCUCUUUGAGGGUCUUUACGGAGCUCUUCUCUAACCCCACCCACUUGUCCUCUCCCUCAGGUAAAAGUGCGAGCACACCUUCCUUUCUUAGCCCCUCCACGCACGCUCCCCAGCUGCCGACCGGGGUGACCGGACGAGGUGCACACUCGCACGCUGGUAUCUGUGGUUCCGUGGCCUCUGGUCCCUCGCCGGCUGUCAGAAGAAAUGCAGGCUGCCAGUCGCAGCCCCCCUUCCUGUGAAUGAGCCAGGGCCCCCGGGUCUAGCUUCCUCCGUCCCACACACACUCUCAGCCUCAUCUUCCCUCAGACGAUAACAGAACACCAAGGACAUGCUGCUGCCCAGCCUCUGCAGGAAGAAUUCCAAACGGUUGUCUGGGGAAUCUCAGACUGGACCACCCACCGCCCACCCUAUCACGUAUCAGCAUUUCAGAAACGCCAAGGAAUCAAAGGCAUCUUUAAAGUUCACUUUAAAAUAUGCGAGGUGUCAGAGCGUUUCUUUCUGGAAGGGUCAUGCUAGACUUAAAGCUAGAAAUCCCUCCGGCUCUGACCCAUCUCGUCCUCUCUAGUCACUGCUGCGGUCAUCAGCUCGGCUCAAGGCUGAGUGAGAGGGGAAAUCAGAAAGGGGUCAGCCGGCCCACAUAGCUCACAUUCUUGUCCCUUUAGUGAGGAACACAUUUCCAUUGUGCUAUCUUCUAAAUUCAGAAAUUAGCCUCCACACGUCCGGUGGCUUGGAGAGCCAGAAGCAGGAGCUGGACUCCGGAUGGGGAUGCUUAAUGGUCCUGGGAGGCACAUGGGUCCCUGCAGACAGGGGUGGCCUCUGUCACCAGCAGUCUCCUCAGCCCUCACGUCCACCUGCUUGUCCACUGUCUGUCCCGUUUGCCCGAAGGUCUUGAAGCUUAACAGGAUACUUUAGUUACUCAGUGCCCCCGAAGGAAUCCAUUUGGGAAUUUAUGCAACCCUUAAACAGUGCCUGCAAUAUGCCUGUUCUCUCAAAACUUUCCAGAGCGAUUGCAGAUAGCAUCUGAUCUCUGUCUCCACUUACCUGAAACAUCACCUCUUGGCUGCAUCCAGGUCGCACUGUGGGAACUGGCACGGGUGUGUCUGGUGGGGACAUCCACAGCCCUCAGAUUUGUAAAGCGAGUCGGUUCUCUUCCUGCUGCAAUAAACCAGCACCUCAAA
This is a messenger RNA of Eubalaena glacialis (North Atlantic right whale), 3337 nucleotides long. RefSeq names its product protoheme IX farnesyltransferase, mitochondrial. Gene Ontology annotation, molecular function: protoheme IX farnesyltransferase activity. NCBI's taxonomy places the organism in Eukaryota, Metazoa, Chordata, Mammalia, Artiodactyla, Balaenidae. Gene Ontology annotation, biological process: heme biosynthetic process. Gene Ontology annotation, cellular component: membrane; mitochondrion. The record is from RefSeq and is a predicted model, not a curated record.